Effrenium voratum is the source of this 1380-nucleotide messenger RNA. NCBI's taxonomy places the organism in Eukaryota, Dinophyceae, Suessiales, Symbiodiniaceae. The record is from the annotation of a GenBank genome assembly.
GGGGCGUUCUCGGUUAAAAGAAUCAAAGCGCCCGAUGCCAUGGACUCUGCUUACAGCUGGCAGUGUCAGCAGCUUUCGUCGCCUCCGCAUCCCCGGCUGCUGCGGCACUUUAGGGACUUCGAGCACAGCCCCUCGCCGGUGCUGGCGCUCGGGAGCGGCUCAAAAGCCGCGGGGGCCGCUGGCGGGCCGAUCCGAGAUGGGGACCUGGUGGCGCUCUGCUUGACAGUCCGAUGCCUUCAGCGCACCGGCGCGCUGCCGUUGCUGCGCCUGGAUUUGUGCGGGGAGCUCAUCACCUGCGAGGGCGCGCGCACCAUCGCGGCUGUGCUGCAGGUGAGCCCGGCGCUGGCGUCUUUGGCGCUGCGCCGCACCCACGUGGCGGACGCCGGCGCCGCCGCCAUCGCCGCGGCGCUCAGCAGCUCGCAGCUGCUGGAGCUGGACCUCGGGGAGUGCGCCGUCAGUGAUGCCGGCUUGAGAUAUUUGGUCAGAGGUCCAAAGGUGCACGGGGCGCCGCCCCGGCUGGCCUCGCUGCUGCUGGAUGGGAACGCCACCAGUGACGAGGGGGCCAUUGAGGUCAUCUCCUUCAUAGAAGGAGGCGCCUCGGCGAUCUCUUGCGUCUCGGUGCAUCCAGCGCCCCCCAGAUUUCUAUCACAGGAGGUGGAGGCAGCGCUGCAGGUGGCUUGCGAGCUGGCAGGGGUGCAGCUAGAGCGCAAGGGCCAGGUCAUGAGCCUGGAGACCUUGGCCAGCCGAUGUGGCCAGCCGCAGCGGCGGUUGGACCAGCAAAGUUUGAUGGCUGCUCGGCCUACUGCACCCACUGCUCUGGCGGUGCCAUCUGCACCGGGUACGCCCGGCACUCCGUCACGUGCGCGGAAGCAGGUGCCAGACGUGCGGAGCAGCGGUCACCUGGCGUCCUGGAUGGCUGGCACGGAGCGGGAGCUGCGGGAGAUGAAGUGGCUCCUCAGCUCCAGCACGGCGCGCCUGGAUGGCCAACACCGGAAGCUGAUGUCGGAGCUGGAGAAGCUGAGGACGCAGCUGGACUCCUGGGGUCAGAGCUCCGCCGAGCUCGAGGAGCCCCGCCUGGACCUGCUGGAGGCCCGUUUCGAUGCGCUGGAGCAGCUGGUGGGCCGGGAGCAGUCGGAGUGUGCGCAGAUGUGGCAGCUGGUGGAAGUCGCCGCGAGCGCCGGGAAUUCCCGGGGCGCCUGAGGCGGCGGCGAGCGGCCGGCGGCCGGCUCUGUCAGCGAGUGGUGAGUGAUGUCAGGGAAUGGAGGAUUAAGCCCGACGAAGGAUUCAAGAAACUCAUGGCAGACGAAGGCAAACACACAUGUGCUAUCUGCCGCCUCUAUUGAAAUAUGAUCUCCGGUGAGUGCCUUGUGGUUGUCAUGU